Messenger RNA from Ostreococcus lucimarinus CCE9901, 174 nucleotides. RefSeq lists its product with no specific name. The transcript is spliced from 2 exons. NCBI's taxonomy places the organism in Eukaryota, Viridiplantae, Chlorophyta, Mamiellophyceae, Mamiellales, Bathycoccaceae. The record is from RefSeq and is a predicted model, not a curated record. The coding region runs from base 1 to 174 and encodes 57 amino acids.
AUGGCACACACGGUCUAUCACGGCAUCGCGCAACGCAUUUACUUCAACAAGGAAGUCGCGAUCGGGAUGACGCUCGGAUUAAUCGCGGGGGCGGGCUGGAAGUGGAAUCACUGGCAGCAUCGAAGCGCGCAGCAGGAGUACUACGCCGCGCUGGCGAAGAAGAACAAGAAGUAA